Messenger RNA from Prunus armeniaca (apricot), 318 nucleotides. Lineage: Eukaryota; Viridiplantae; Streptophyta; Magnoliopsida; Rosales; Rosaceae. The record is from the annotation of a GenBank genome assembly.
AUGAGGGGUUUUUCAAAGGGAUCUCAUGUUCAUGUUAUAUUCUUUCCCAGCAUGGCAAUAGGGGCUGUCUUCAAUUUCAUGCCACUGCUAUUAGAGAAUGUUUGUUAUUUGUCUAUUCAUGUUGGAAGCUUUCGUGAUAUGCUAGUCCCAGGAAUGGUCUCCACUUUUCAAGGAAUGUUUAAUUUGAGUACUUCGGAAAUAAAGUCUGACCCAGAAUUCUUUGAACCCUACAGUCUUACCUCUCACCAACACCAAGCUUUCCUUCUUACUUUUGAACGUCUUGUUUCCCUACGUUUCUAUCCACCACUUAAACAUUAA